UGGUAACACUGGUGAAGUUCUGCGGUCACACCAAGUGAGCAUAUUGAUUUUAUUUCUUCGAAAAAAGAUCCCAAUACGUACACACUCGCUGAAAAGCCGAAGAAGUCUUAAAUUUAGAUGCAAUUAUUAGUGGCGCGGCGGACAUAAAUCCUCGACAUGGGAGACAACGAACAGAAGGCGCUCCAGCUGAUGGCCGAAGCGGAGAAGAAGUUGACCCAGCAGAAGGGCUUUCUGGGAUCGCUGUUCGGAGGGUCCAAUAAGGUGGAGGACGCCAUCGAGUGCUACCAGCGGGCGGGCAACAUGUUCAAAAUGUCCAAGAACUGGACAAAGGCAGGCGAGUGCUUCUGCGAGGCAGCAACUCUCCAUGCGCGGGCUGGAAGUCGGCACGAUGCCGGAACCUGCUACGUGGACGCCUCAAACUGCUAUAAGAAGGUGGACGUGGAGAGCGCAGUCAACUGCCUGAUGAAGUCCAUUGACAUCUACACGGAUAUGGGACGGUUCACGAUGGCUGCCAAACAUCACCAAAGCAUCGCCGAGAUGUACGAGAGUGAUCCCAAUACUCUGGCAAAAUCUAUUCAGCACUACGAGCAGGCGGCUGAUUACUUCAAGGGUGAAGAGUCGGUCAGUUCGGCCAACAAGUGCAUGCUGAAGGUGGCCCAGUAUGCUGCCCAACUGGAGGAUUACGAGAAAGCAAUAUCUAUAUACGAGCAGGUAGCGGCCUCCUCGCUGGAAAGCUCUCUGCUCAAGUACAGUGCCAAGGAGUACUUCUUCAGGGCCGCUCUAUGCCAUCUGAGUGUGGACCUCCUAAACGCCCAGCAUGCCAUAGAAAAGUAUGCGCAGCAGUACCCAGCAUUCCAGGACUCGAGGGAGUUCAAGCUCAUCAAGGUGUUGUGCGAGCAUCUAGAGGAACAGAAUAUCGAGGGAUUCACAGAGGCCGUCAAGGAUUACGACAGCAUCUCCCGGUUGGAUCAGUGGUACACAACUAUCUUACUGCGGAUCAAGAAGGCUGCGGACGAGGAUCCCGAUCUGCGAUAAACAAAAUCAAUUAAACUUUCUGAUAAAAUAGCGUACACAUUUAUUAAAUGCUUUAUUCGGUUCGGAUAUUAAUCUACCUAUAUAUAACUAAAAGAAAAUUAUUAAACGUGUUGCAUUGCUUAACCUGAAAGCACCCAAAAGACGGCCUGCUUAAACGCGUGAAUUAAACUUAUUGAAUAGUCCAUAUUCCCAUAUUCCUGAGUUUAAUUUAACGCUUGUGCAACGAAUGAAGAAAUCAGCAGAAGCCGAAGCUCACAUUGCGCUACUCUAUUCUAUAAAAACUUUAUUAUUUCUAAUGUGGAGUGAUUAGAGAUGUUAUGUUUGUCUGUUUUUGCAUUAAUCUUGUUAUUUGUGUAAGUAGCCAAUCAGUAAGUUAGCUGAUGUUUUAUUUGGGUGCGUAACUUACCCUAUAGAAAUCCGUAUCCACUACUAUAAAUAAAUUGAUAACUUUCAUUCUA
Drosophila teissieri is the source of this 1493-nucleotide messenger RNA. It is a transcript of the gene alphaSnap, whose product is annotated as alpha-soluble NSF attachment protein. Gene Ontology annotation, cellular component: vacuolar membrane; SNARE complex. Gene Ontology annotation, molecular function: soluble NSF attachment protein activity; syntaxin binding. Bases 157 to 1035 code for a protein of 292 amino acids. Gene Ontology annotation, biological process: SNARE complex disassembly; intracellular protein transport. The transcript is spliced from 4 exons. Lineage: Eukaryota; Metazoa; Arthropoda; Insecta; Diptera; Drosophilidae. The record is from RefSeq and is a predicted model, not a curated record.